This is a messenger RNA of Schizosaccharomyces cryophilus OY26, 1595 nucleotides long. RefSeq names its product poly(A) binding protein Nab2. The coding region runs from base 362 to 1258 and encodes 298 amino acids. The record is from RefSeq and is a predicted model, not a curated record. The transcript has a single exon. Gene Ontology annotation, biological process: regulation of mRNA stability. Gene Ontology annotation, cellular component: cytoplasm; nucleus. NCBI's taxonomy places the organism in Eukaryota, Fungi, Ascomycota, Schizosaccharomycetes, Schizosaccharomycetales, Schizosaccharomycetaceae. Gene Ontology annotation, molecular function: poly(A) binding.
GAAGGAGAAAGAGAACUACAACACGAAUAUAUUGAAACAAGAACCAAAGUGAACCAUAUAAAAAUUGGCAUUUUUGUACCGAAGAUUGCUUUUUUUUAUUUUUUUUAAAUUUAUAUUGGAUAUUUUUGGAUCGAAUUGGUUUCUUUUUCCGGAAGAUUUAGCAUCAGGUUUUGGCUAUCAGUCAUUGUCGACUAAAAACGUGCUUUUUGUGGGAACCAAAUAGCUCUCUAGGUUUGUCAGGAGAAGAUAAACUGUUUUAAUUGAGCACAUUUCUCUCUUCGUUCUGAACUGGUUAUAAACUUAGAAAAAAACGCAACUGUACUAUCCUCCCUUUUCAUCGUCAGAGAAUAAGGUAUUUAAUAUGGCCUCUAUAUUGGAAAAUCCUGAGAACAAUGCAAAGAUUCAUCAGCUUGUGGAAUCCAAACUGGCCGAUUACGGCUGGGCCGAAGAAGCAGCCUCUCUUACGGAUUUCAUUUUCGUAAUGAUAAGUAAUGGAAAAGAUCAAUCACAGGUUACCGAAGAGCUUGUGGACUUGAUAGGACCCGAAUUUGAUUCGAAUUUUUCUCAGUGGCUGUUUGACGAAUUACGAGAGUUUGAGUCCUCACAAGGCGCACAAACAACAAAUGAAGAACAGGUUUCUGGUCAGAAUGAGCAGCCAACUUUAGCAGAAACCUCUAACGAAAGAUUGCCGGAAACCAGUGCGGCCGCGACUGCUGACACAAAAGAGGAAGUGGGUAAAGGAAAUCCUCCUCAAACAGAACGUGUUGGUCAAAAAUUAAAGAGUUCUGCUGUUCCAAAGCAGCGAUUCAAUCCUAUGGCACCUUCCUUUAGUGUAACAAAACCUAUCGUACCGCCUGCUAAACGCUUCUUUAAACACGACGAAGAAAUACCUCUUUGCAAAUUUGCCGACAAAUGUGCUCGCGCAGAUUGUAUUUUCGCUCACCCUACUCCCGCUGCAUCUUCAGGAGAAGGAAUGGUUUUAAGCAAUAAGAUGUGUCCUGCGGGGAGAGAUUGUAAAAAUUCAGACUGUGUCGAGGGGCAUCCAUCUCCAGCCUUCGCCACUACACUUCCCUUCAAAGGAACAAUUCCUGUUGUCUGCCGAUAUAAUCCCUGUUUGAAUCCUAGUUGUCGCUUCCUUCAUCCUCAGAAAAGCAAGAAUAUGACAUGGACACCUUCUUCACAGUCGAUUUCACCAGCUUCUAUAAGCGAACGUAAAUUUGCCGUUGAAGAUUCACAAGAACAUUUGCAUGUAUCUUAAAAGUGAAAAUAACUAAUAUUUAUCGAGUGUCUGUCUUUUUCUUCUCAUUCAAGAUUCCCAUGAGCGAUUGUAUACUUGGAUGGUAAACCUGACAAUGAUUCUGUAUUCGCUUAGCUAGAAGGCUACGUUUAUGAAAGUUUGUAUAAUAUCAAAAUACUUAAGUAUCUUCUUAUAAAAUAUUGGGUUAUAGCGGACAUAAUGAAAUUUGUCGUUUUCGUUUAAUCUAACCUUGAUAGUUUUUCUGAUACCCCCACUCCCCCACACAAAGUUGUUUUGAUUCUGAGCUAUAUGUUUACAUUCAGCUGAAUCGUAGCUACCAUAAUCAACCAUUGAUAUU